Molecule: messenger RNA, 1184 nt
Organism: Chenopodium quinoa (quinoa)
Lineage: Eukaryota; Viridiplantae; Streptophyta; Magnoliopsida; Caryophyllales; Amaranthaceae
Exons: 3
Coding region: 101-766 (221 amino acids)
Cellular component (GO): plasma membrane
Source: RefSeq, a predicted model, not a curated record
AUCCUUAUAAGAUAUAGACAAAUUUAUCCACUUUCCUCCCCUCUUUCCCUCUAUCUGUCUUCUCCUUCUCUCUUUUUUCUCUCCCUAGAACCAGCCAUCCAUGGAGUCAAGGAAAAUUCUCGACCCAAACCCGCUUAUUCCGACACUCGAACCCCGACGACGUCCCCCAAACUACGUCGUUUUACACCUACCCUUCAACCUCCCUACUUUUGACCCCCCUGUUUGGAAAAAAAUCUACAAGACUACUCUCUUCCUACUAAUCAUUGCCACAUCUACCUUCGUACUAUGGCCGUCGGAUCCCGACGUAAAGAUCGUACGAAUGAGGACGCACCACGUAAGGAUCCACACUCGCCCGCGUAUAUCUGUCGAUGUUUCGUUGGAUGCUACGGUUAGGGUGAGGAACAAGGCGGUGUACUCCAUGGACUACUCUAGCCUCGACGUGGCGAUCGGGUAUAGGGGGAAGGAGCUAGGUCACGUGAUGUCCGGUGGAGGCCACGUGAGGGCUAAAGGGUCGUCUUACGUGGACACGAGAGUGGAGUUUACUAGGGUGGAAGUUGUUAGGGAGUUGAUUUACUUGGUGGAGGACUUGGCUAAAGGGUUUAUUCAGUUUGAUACUGUCACUCAAGUUGAUGGUUCCUUCGGUUUCGCCUUCUUUCAAGUUCCCCUUAAGGGUAAGAUAUCAUGUGAAAUUGUUGUGAGCUUGAAGCAGCAGACACUCACAAGUCAAAAUUGCUACCCUGAGUUGGAGGAAAAGCGUGACGCCUAGUUUGGAAGGCAAGAAAAGGGCAACUCGAUCGAUCAUAUCGUGUUAAUAAGUAACUUAGUGAAAUGAUAUUACUAUCUACACGUUUUAAGUUUGGGUGCAAAGUUCUAGCUCUUAAGCUCUAAACAGAACUUUAUACACAUAUAGGUCAUUAGGUCUUGUGCAUAAAGUCAUAUAAUUAAUUAAUUAUAGCUUUAUUCGGCUAUAAAAUUAUGUACAAUUAGAUGUAUGUUAAACAAAGUUUCUCCAUGUAAUGGGAGAUUAAUUGACGUGAUCAUAUGAAGAUUAAUUCGAUGGAGGGAUUGAUCUUUUAUAUAUGAUCCUAGUUGUGUAAUCUACAUUUAGUAACAAUUAUGUAAUUGUGUUAAUUUGUAUGUACUAAAGACUAGUAAUGUAUGUUAGCUUGAAAGUCAUUUCACAA